AUGAUGAGCGACACCACGAGCGAAGAUCACUACGAGUUCAGCGAUCAAUUUGACGAUGAUUUUGACCUCCAGGAUCCUGGAAAUUUCGAUUCAGACAAUAAUUACUUCAAUAUAGUGAACAUGGAGCACGUCAAAGCGAGUGAACGCAGGACCGUAGCGGAAAUUGCAGACCUGUUUUCUAUAAUGGUUCCCAUGAGUACCAUACUUCUCAUGGCGUAUUUCUGGAACAGAGAAAAGCUCUCAGAAGAAUACAUUGAGGGGAGGGCGUUGGCUAAGGUGGGGCUUACCGACGCAGAUCUAGAAGUGCAGAGGAAAUCUGGCCAAAAGGUUCAGUGCUCCCCACGCACAUGCCCUAUUUGCUGCGAUACGUAUACUAGGGGGUUUCAGCUUGCGUGCAAACACACUGCAUGUAUCAAAUGCUAUGAAAGAUACCUGGGAGAGAAAUUAAGCUCUGGUGAUUUGCUUUCGACUCGGUGCCUGGGUCAGCAUGACUGCAGGCUAGUCGCUACAUUAGAUGAUUUCCGUGAGCUUAGCAAGGACUUGGAAAGUGGUUAUCUUGAAAAGACUGCUGCUAGCUACCUUCAAAGUCAUAGCUCGUCGUUCAAAGCUUGUCCGGGACCGGGCUGUACGUCCAUCAUCGAGCUUACAUCCAGUCUUGCUAUGCUAGAUCUUGAUCAGUACAUGGUUGAGUGUUCAUGCGGGAAAAGGUUUUGUCUUGGCUGCAAGAAUGACUGGCACUUGCCCAUUAAAUGUGACUUGGCUAGUAGGUGGAUGAAUAUUAAUGGCGAGCGAAUGAAAAAUAAUUUAUGGCUGGAUAAAAAUACGAAACCCUGCCCCAAGUGCGAAGCGAGAAUAGAACGAACGGAGGGUUGUAAUCAUAUGAAGUGUAGGACCUGCCACUUUGAAUACUGUUGGAUGUGUAUGCAAGAAUGGUCGGCUCACAAUGGAAUGUUUUUCAAAUGUGUGCACUUUCAGCCUUCGGCGGAGGCUAAACAUUCAGGAAGAGCUACGUCUGCCCGUCUUAAGCAUUAUUCGAUAAGGUUUGACUCUAACAUCAUAGAUUCAAGACGUGAUGUGAAUGUUCGUGAUCUUACGUUCUCAUCACAACAAGUUCUCAACAAAGCUGUGCCAACACUGUCAUAUACACGACGCAUCUUAGCUUGGACAUACGUGUUACUUUUCUAUGUGACAGGCUCGAACCAGAAAACGAUUCUCGAGACAAGUGUGUCCGAUAUUGAAUCGCAUGCCGAGACUUUGGCUGAGCUGUUAGCAGGAGAUGAGCAGGCAGCAGCACCCUGUUUAGAGCUUUCAGGCUAUUUAGAGACUAGGGUGGAAAAUCUCAUUACUCACGCUCUUGAAACUAAUUGGAAGCUGGACAGAAACUCUUUAACAUACACACCUAGUUAA
Messenger RNA from Wickerhamiella sorbophila, 1407 nucleotides. Its product is annotated as E3 ubiquitin-protein ligase dbl4. Gene Ontology annotation, molecular function: zinc ion binding; ubiquitin protein ligase activity; ubiquitin conjugating enzyme binding. The transcript has a single exon. Gene Ontology annotation, biological process: positive regulation of proteasomal ubiquitin-dependent protein catabolic process; ubiquitin-dependent protein catabolic process; protein polyubiquitination. Bases 1 to 1407 code for a protein of 468 amino acids. Gene Ontology annotation, cellular component: ubiquitin ligase complex; cytoplasm. The record is from RefSeq and is a predicted model, not a curated record. NCBI's taxonomy places the organism in Eukaryota, Fungi, Ascomycota, Dipodascomycetes, Dipodascales, Trichomonascaceae.